AUCUUCAGAUUCAAGAUGGCUACUGGGGACUACAGCGGCAGGCCUCCCUCCCUAAAUUUCCCCGGCCCAGGGCCUUUGGGAAAUGGCCAGCCCAGCAACAGUGGUUAUUCAAUGCCUACGCCUGCAAGGCGCCCCAACCCGCAGUCGGGGCCUGGCGGAGAAGAAAGCGCCGGUGUUGCAGCUGGAACUCCACCGAAUGUGCAGAACUCGAUUCAGCGAGCGUCAGCUCAAAGCGCUGCGGCAAGGGGGGCCUCCGGAGCAACGGCAUCGAAUGUUUCCGCUGCAAGUGUACCAGGAACCCAUUCCUCACUGGCGUCAGCACCACCGGCCGCUGCUGUUUUGGUUUACCGGGAGCCCGUGUACAACUGGCAGGCGACGAAAAGCACCGUAAAGGAACGGUUUGCUUUCCUGUUCAAUAACGAGGUUCUGAGUGACGUUCAUUUUCUGGUGGGGAAAGGUAUGGGAGUGCAACGGAUACCCGCACACAGAUUCGUUCUCGCUGUGGGCAGCGCAGUCUUCGAUGCCAUGUUCAACGGGGGUAUGGCGACCACCUCAACGGAAAUCGAGUUGCCAGAUGUCGAACCAACAGCCUUUCUGGCAUUACUGAAGUUCCUGUACUCUGAUGAGGUCCAGAUAGGGCCUGAGACGGUGAUGACCACUCUGUACACAGCUAAGAAGUAUGCAGUGCCAGCCUUGGAGGCCCACUGUGUGGAGUUCCUCAAGAAGAACCUGCGGGCUGACAAUGCCUUCAUGCUGCUCACUCAGGCUCGACUUUUCGAUGAGCCCCAGCUUGCCAGCUUGUGUCUAGAGAACAUCGAUAAGAAUACCGGAGAUGCGCUCGCAGCUGAGGGUUUCACUGACAUAGAUCUGGAUACUUUAGUGGCUGUGCUGGAGCGGGACACUCUGGGGGUGAGGGAGGUGCGUUUAUUUGUUGCGGCGGUACGCUGGGCAGAGGCAGAGGCCCACCGGCAGCAGCUACAGCCCACCCCAGAGAACAAACGCAGGGUCCUGGGCAAGGCCCUCGCCCUCAUCCGCUUCCCACUCAUGACUAUCGAGGAGUUUGCCGCAGGACCGGCCCAGUCCAGUAUCCUGACAGACAGGGAGGUGGUGAGUCUGUUCCUUCACUUCACGGUGAACCCAAAGCCCCGCGUAGAGUUCAUCGACCGGCCUCGCUGCUGCCUACGGGGGAAGGAGUGCAGCAUCACACGCUUCGGACAGGUGGAGAGCCGCUGGGGCUACAGUGGGACCAGUGACCGUAUACGGUUUUCAGUGAACAGGAGGAUCUUUGUGGUUGGCUUUGGCCUCUACGGCUCCAUACACGGCCCCACAGACUACCAAGUCAACAUCCAGAUCAUUCACACAGAUAGUAACACAGUGCUGGGUCAGAACGACACAGGUUUCAGCUGUGAUGGCUCAUCCAACACCUUCAGAGUCAUGUUCAAGGAGCCGGUGGAGAUCCUACCCAACGUCAACUACACAGCCUGCGCCACACUCAAGGGUCCUGACUCUCACUAUGGGACCAAGGGAAUGCGUAAGGUGACUCACGAGUCGUCCUCCACCGGCACUAAGACAUGCUUCACCUUCUGCUACGCCGCGGGCAACAACAACGGCACCUCGGUAGAAGACGGACAGAUCCCUGAAGUCAUCUUCUACACCUAGUCCCCUCUAACCUCACGGUCACUGGACUGCUGAGAGACUCUGGCCCUGUUAGAUUAUGUAACAAUUGCCUAUCUACCCCGUGGCCCUUCCUUAGUCUGAUUGGUUGGAUUGUGGGAUGUAGUGGAAACCACGCACCCAGUUCUGAAGGUCUUUAUCCCUCUCUCAACUCCCCCUUCCACUGACCAUGGAGAGGGGUCUGUUUGAUUUGUUACUUUGACGAAAGGGAGGACUGGGCCUCUAUACUGGGGUUAAAACCCGGACUGGGAAGAGUCAUAAACUGGUCAGAACUAUUGACUCUUACUUGGGAAAAGGAGGAAAGCUUGACAUGUAUUUACAGAACCACCCCUUGUAUGGUCUGUCCGCCGGGAGUGAGAUGCAUCCAGCUACGCCGAUGUAUAUACGAACUUAGUUACACUACCAAUCAGGAUCCAUCCGAUUGAUCAGUGACCCACCAUGCUUCCCUGACUUAAAUUCCAGUCCCUAGCCCUUUAGGAUGCACAAAAACAGCUUUAGACAAUGUUUUUAACCAUCAGGUUAAAAUGUUGUCUUUGGACUCAUGUCAUUUGCCUUUACAGGAUGUUCUACAUGGAUUUACGCAAGGCUGCAGGAUGUUCAGCUCUCUCUACCACUACGAAAGUCAGGUCCAUAAUAGCCACCUUUGGCAAUGAGCAAAAAAAUAACUAAAUUGGAGCUGUAUUGUAUGGAAAUAUUCCUUUUUACUAAUGUUUGAUCGAGGAUAAGCCUUUUUCUAAAUUUAAGAUUAAAAUCCCUAGGGCAGUCUAAGGCCGAUGUUGAUUGUGGAGAGUUUUGGGCUUAAAUGUUCUGGUACUUAGAAGGAAAACAGCCCCAUCAAAGAUCCACCAUAGGUAAAAGCAUCUUUAUUUCCCAAAGCCAUUAAUUACACACCAGCUCAUCUUGAUCAAGGGUGCAAAUAAGUAUGGACCAAAUUAACCAAAGCCAUCAUAAUAUACAGCUUCCGAUUGAAAUGUAGGUCAUUUCCACCUGAGAACAUACAAAUGCAGUCCCCGCUAAGAGGAAACAUUGCCUUUAAAUUACAAUCACACUAAAGCUGAACUUUGAUGCAGACUGAAUUGAUAGUGUCACACACUGCUGGCCAAGGAUCGUUAGCAUGGGUCAAAUGAAGUAUUCAGGGAACAUUACAGAAAUAGUUACUGGCACAUUAAUGAUUGUAUAACGAAAUUACCUUGUUGCACCAAAAUUGUACCAUUUAUAUACUAACAAUCCUCUGGCUGUCCUGAUCCACCAUCAACUCAUAAUCACUAGUUACCAUUUUCUUUAUUUCAGACCAUUCAAAAGCCAAUAAAGACAUCCACUCCAUGUA
Molecule: messenger RNA, 3001 nt
Organism: Salvelinus namaycush (lake trout)
Lineage: Eukaryota; Metazoa; Chordata; Actinopteri; Salmoniformes; Salmonidae
Product: BTB/POZ domain-containing protein 2-like
Exons: 9
Coding region: 16-1659 (547 amino acids)
Biological process (GO): neurogenesis
Cellular component (GO): P-body; cytosol
Molecular function (GO): protein binding
Source: RefSeq, a predicted model, not a curated record